Mastomys coucha (southern multimammate mouse) is the source of this 2941-nucleotide messenger RNA. It is a transcript of the gene Fhl2, whose product is annotated as four and a half LIM domains 2. Gene Ontology annotation, biological process: negative regulation of transcription by RNA polymerase II; negative regulation of calcineurin-NFAT signaling cascade. Lineage: Eukaryota; Metazoa; Chordata; Mammalia; Rodentia; Muridae. Gene Ontology annotation, cellular component: Z disc; nucleus. Gene Ontology annotation, molecular function: transcription coregulator activity; transcription factor binding. The record is from RefSeq and is a predicted model, not a curated record. The coding region runs from base 1662 to 2501 and encodes 279 amino acids. The transcript is spliced from 6 exons.
UGACACACUUCCUCAAGCAAGGCCACACCUCCUAAUCCUUCUAAUCCUUAUAAAGAAUUCUACCCUCUAGUAACUAAGCAAUCAAAUGCAUGAACCUAAAGGGAAGGUUCUUAUUCAAACCACCACACUCCCCUAUUUGUGUUUUGGAGAGACUAGUCAGAGCUGGAAUGUAGAAGGUAGCCUUUAGCUCUUACCACUGGAUGGGGACAGAGGAAAAGAAGGCAAAGCAGUCAAAACUAGAUUCUGAUAGCAUGAUAUUAUUCUUAGGAGGCAUCGAUCCUGUUUCAUCUCUCCCAGUUUGAUGUGAUGAAGUCCCCUCUGUACAGUAAACAUUCUCUACUUCGGGCUGUGCAGAUUUGGGGAUACAUGUAAAAUCCCACCCACCCCCUACAGGGGAAUACCAAGUCAGUGAAUUGGCACACAAUUCCUCCUCCUUGACUCUCUACUAUGUUUUUGACUGAACUGCCCCCCCCACCUCAUCUGCUUAUCUUCCAUUUUCCUGACGUGUGUUUGUCCAGCCAUGUUUCUUAUUCCAUGGUAUGGCCUUCUGUGCCCUUGCCUACAGCAUGACCUGACCACUCUUCUCAACGGAAGUUUCUCCCCUUUAUUUAAAAAGGCAGCUCUGUGCUCCUGGAGGUUGCUCCUGCUAAAAUUUGUGGGUCUCCACUGAGCUCCUAGCCUGGUACUUUGGAAGUUGCUAUAAAUGUUCUCCUCUCUAACCAGCUCCUCUUUGUAUCUCCAAUCCUUUGUCUAACCUCUAUUACAAAAUUCCAACUUAUUCACUUAUUUUUUAAUGAAUGAGAAAGCAACCAGUUAGGUAAUUUUUUGUGUGAUAUUUAAAAAUGCAGAAUUAUAAGGAAUUCCUAAUAUAAUACUAUGGAUAUAUUUCCUCAUUAAGUAUAACAUAGGUAUCUCCUAGCAAAACAGAUAGUGGUCAGUCUCAUAAAGGGUGGCUUAAGGUAAGGGUGUGACUUUAAACACGAAGCUUUUCUAAAAGGAUAUCCCGGGGCUGCAAACGUAACUCAGCGGUAAGCACAUGUGUGCCAAGCCCUAGUUUUAAUGCUUGGCCUUUAACAUAAGAAUAAAAAGGAUGAAUAGGUAUAAAGUUUCUUGUGACCAUGAGGCAAACUCCUCUAAGUUCUUACCUUGGGGACUAUUGAAUUCAACUCUAGAACACUUGAAGACAUUGCAUGUUUUCUCUCAGAGAUGGGAGAUUAGACAAUUUCUGGGUUUUUUAAUCAUCAUCAUCAUCAUCAUCAUCAUCACCAUCAUCCUCAUACAUGCACACACACACACACACACACACACACACACACACAUAAGCAUAGGGACACUAUUUGAGGGGAGUAAAGGGACCAGAGCAAGGGAAAGUGAUGAAUGCCAACUAUGAGUAAGGCAUAAUUGACACACCUCUAUGCAAAUGUCAUAAAUAACAUUGUUGGGUUAAGGAUCUUAGGGUAAGACCAGAAACUGUUGAAGAAAAUGCUUUAAGAUACAGGCAUAGGUAAAUAUUUUCUGAAGAACACUCUAGUCACUCAGAAAGUAAAACUAACAGCUGACAAAUAGAACCUCGUGACACUGAAAAGCGUCUGCCCAAGGAGGAAAACAGCAGACCAAGCAAAGAGCCUCCUCAAUGGGGUUGCUAAAAGACAGGGGUCAGCAUGACUGAACGCUUUGACUGCCACCACUGCAAUGAAUCUCUCUAUGGCAAGAAGUACAUUCUAAAGGAGGAGAACCCACACUGUGUGGCCUGCUUCGAGGAGCUCUAUGCCAACACCUGUGAGGAGUGUGGAACACCUAUUGGCUGCGACUGCAAGGACUUGUCCUACAAGGAUCGGCACUGGCAUGAAGGCUGCUUCCACUGCUCCCGGUGUGGGAGCUCACUGGUGGAUAAGCCUUUUGCUGCCAAGGAGGAGCAGCUGCUGUGCACUGACUGCUAUUCCAACGAGUACUCGUCCAAGUGCCAGGAAUGCAAGAAGACCAUCAUGCCAGGUACCCGCAAGAUGGAAUACAAGGGCAGCAGCUGGCACGAGACCUGCUUCACCUGUCAACGCUGCCAGCAGCCCAUUGGAACCAAGAGCUUCAUACCUAAGGAGAAUCAGAACUUCUGUGUGCCCUGCUAUGAGAAGCAGUAUGCCCUGCAGUGCGUGCAGUGCAAAAAGCCUAUCACCACAGGGGGUGUUACUUACCGGGAGCAGCCCUGGCACAAGGAGUGCUUUGUGUGCACAGCCUGCAAGAAGCAGCUAUCUGGGCAACGCUUCACAGCACGGGAUGAGUUUCCAUACUGCCUGACCUGCUUCUGUGACUUGUAUGCUAAGAAAUGUGCUGGGUGCACCAACCCCAUUAGUGGUCUGGGUGGCACAAAGUACAUCUCUUUUGAGGAACGUCAAUGGCACAACGACUGCUUUAACUGUAAGAAGUGCUCCCUGUCUCUGGUGGGGCGAGGCUUCCUCACAGAGAGAGAUGACAUCCUCUGUCCUGACUGUGGAAAGGACAUCUGAAGGUGGCACAGAAACCACAGCGCGUGACACAGAGAGUCGGAUGUUUUCUUUCAUAACCAGGCAAUGCUGUGUUCUGAUUUCCACCAGCCACCACGAGGCUUCCUCUCGCUGCCCCAGCUUCAUGUUUGUUGAAACCCUUUAGUUCUUUACUUCUCAGUGGGGACAAGAUCCAUCUGUAAACCCCGGAUGGGAAGAUGGUUUGGAAUUUUAUAGAAAUGCAAGGCAGAUUAAGUGGAAAAGUCUUGAGUGUCUUUCUAAUGCAUCCUUCCUUCACAUCCUAUUUAAUUUUUAAGUGCAAUUAACAUUUGUUAUGAACUUGAAUGUAUUUUCAAGGGAGAGCUGGGAUUUGCAGCUUUGUGACUUCCUUUUUGUGUAAAACCUAGAGUAAGAUUUAUGCGACUUACAAUAAAAUUAUUCAGAAUAAAACAUGUUGCCAAGCA